Molecule: messenger RNA, 423 nt
Organism: Coffea arabica (coffee)
Lineage: Eukaryota; Viridiplantae; Streptophyta; Magnoliopsida; Gentianales; Rubiaceae
Source: RefSeq, a predicted model, not a curated record
AUGUCCCGGCUAACUCCACCAUGCACUCCCUCCCCCACCUUCGCCACCACCAGGAGUGUUAGCUUAAUACGGUCCAUAAAUUCUUUCUGGGCUAAGUGCACGAGACAAGCUAGCAAAGCUACAAAGAAAUUUGCUACAAAUUCACCAAAGUCGCCUUUGGCCAAGCCAAAGCAACUUUUGGUGACCCUUAGCAAUAAGGCUAUCAACUUUAAGCACAAGAAAAAGGUGGAUGAAGAAUUUGAAGGUGAAAUUGAUUUUGGAGACGGAGGCCUGUGGCAGAGGAACAUCUUGAUGGGUGAUAAGUGUCAGCCGUUGGAUUUCUCCGGUGUGAUUUAUUAUGAUAGCAACGGAAAAAAGCUUUCGGAGCUUCCCAUGAAGUCACCUCGUGCCAGUCCUCUGCCUAGCUAUCUGCAGAAGCAAUAG